AUGUCAACAAAGGGAGUUCAACCCACUCCACAAGAUAAUGGCAAUAAUGCAAAUCCAGUUCUGUUUUGUUUGAGUUUUGUUGCCUUGACUACUGGGUGGAACCAAGGAAUGCAGAAUGCUGCAUUGUUGUUGCUGUUGCUGCUGGAAAGUGGAGUAUGGAGGCCCGAAGUGAAGUCUUUAUCUUGCUGUUGUGAUGCUGGUGCUAUCGAAGUUGUUCUCGAGUAG
Linum trigynum is the source of this 225-nucleotide messenger RNA. NCBI's taxonomy places the organism in Eukaryota, Viridiplantae, Streptophyta, Magnoliopsida, Malpighiales, Linaceae. The record is from the annotation of a GenBank genome assembly.